AUGCUCGUUCGUACCAUUGUAACAGGACUGCUGUGUAUCAUCCGUUGCUCAUCCGCAUUCGAGCAAAAGGAUCUAAAGCAUGCCGUCUCCGCACUGAGCGCUCAACUUUCCGAUGAAGCCACUAUCACAUUCCCGGGAGGAGCCGAAUGGGAUAUAUUGCAGUUGCGCGCCUCGUCACCGCGUGUAUCUCCUCAUUACAGCGUCAUUGUCCAAGUAGCGACCGAGUCCGAUGUACAAGCGACAGUCACCUUGGCUAAUCGUUUCAACAUUCCUUUCCUGGCUAUCUCAGGUGCUCAUGGAUGGACAAAGUCGCUCAACAAACUGCCAUAUGGCAUUCAGAUCAAUAUGCGGAAGCUCAAUACUACGACACUGAGCCAAGAUGGAAAGACUGCCAUGGUUGGGGGCGGUACGUUGCAAUACGAGAUCACCCGCGCACUGUUUGCCAAGGGAAAGUAUGCUGUCACCGGACUUUCAGAAUGUGUUUCUGUCGCAGGUCCCCUCUUGGGAGGUGGCCACAGCUUGCUACAAGGCCAAUACGGCUAUUCUCUCGACGGACUUGUCUCCGCACGCUUAGUGAUCGCCAGUGGCAAAAUAGUCGAAGCAUCUCGCACGAGGAAUGCUGAUCUCUUCUGGGCCUUACAAGGAGCCGGUCAUAAUUUUGGCAUCGUGACCAGCCUUGAAGUCAAGACCCAUGAUAUACCAUCUAACUGGACAGUAUACUCGUUGAUAUACCCAGCUGAGAAGAUUGAGUCGCUAUUCAGUCUUCUCAAUGAUUUUGAAGGCCCAUCAAUGAAGCGGCCAGCGAAAUUGGCACUCACUGGAGUGUUCGCGAAGCUUCCUGGUGUUGAUCCAGUCAAUCCCGUAGUAGCAUAUACCGUCGCAUACGAAGGGUCACAAGCAGAAGCAGAGCCAUACGCAGCCUACUUCAAAGCUCUCGGCCCCAUCUCAAUCACAGUCUCAACCAACGUCAACUAUGUUGAACUAUACACAGUAACUGGAAACAACAUCGACAGCCAUGUCUGCGCAAAGAAUGAGAACAUCGCUGGAGCCGGCGUCACACUGCCUACCUGGGACAUUGAAGGUCUCCGCAAAGCUUUCACGGUUUUCGCAAACGUGACGGCAGAUCCUCGGUUCAGCACCGCCAUCAUUCUCUUGGAAAAUUACGGUAUGCAGGGUGUGAGGGCUGUUGAUCCAGCAUCCACUGCUCUAGCACUGGAGGAGCGCGAGAAUCCUAUCCUUGCAAGUCCGGUCUUGUGGUGGAAGGGCGACGAUGAGCAGACGAAUAAAGACGCGUAUGCAUACACGCGCGCAAUUCGUGAUGCGCUAUAUACGGGGCUUGAUAAGAGCGAUGGGAAGCGGCAUUGCUAUGUUAAUUAUGCCAAUGGAGAGGAACCAAAGGCUGAGUUGUAUGGGUACGAUGCCAGGCUUGCGAAGUUGACCAAACUGAAGAAUGAUUGGGAUCCGAAGAACAGUUUCAAGUACUACAAUCCGAUAUGA
This is a messenger RNA of Pyrenophora tritici-repentis Pt-1C-BFP, 1497 nucleotides long. RefSeq names its product GlcD, FAD-FMN-containing dehydrogenase. Lineage: Eukaryota; Fungi; Ascomycota; Dothideomycetes; Pleosporales; Pleosporaceae. The record is from RefSeq and is a predicted model, not a curated record. Gene Ontology annotation, molecular function: FAD binding; oxidoreductase activity.